AUGGAUAAAUGUUUAAUCUACAGUACUCAAUCUGCAAAUUUUGAUGGAGCUGUGGGAAUUUGCGAGAGUUUCAACGGUUUUCUCAUCUCCAUUCAUAAUGCUUUCGAAAAUGCUGCAAUUGCUGCUUUUCAAAAAGAAAGCGAUUCACCCAGCCGCUUCUUUCUGAUCGGCCUCCAACGAUCGCCAACAACGGAUUGGACGUGGAGUGACGACAACUCCACCAGUCAAUUUUUCAAAUGGGCACCAGGUCAUCCUGGCUCGAGCUCGAAUUGCGCCUUUUUGGCCACAGAUGAGCAGCUAUGGCACUCCGUCGAUUGUGCUCAGCCGAACGCGUUCAUUUGUGAGCUGCCGAAAAAAUCCCCUUGUCUCCCCGGUUGGACGUAUUUCAACUAUACAAAUAUGUGCUACUAUAAAGGCGAAAAGAAAUCUUUCAAUCAAGCCGAGAUUUUCUGUCGAGCCAACGGUGGACAUUUGACCUCAAUUCAUAACAAUGUUGAGAACGCGUUUAUUUUUGAAAUGACGUACGCGGUCUCGUGCUACAACGAAACGUCACAAUAUGUUGAGGGAACCGUUGUGCUGGGAGGGUACUAUGAUAAAUCAAUAGCCGGCGUUCGUCAAUGGUUGGAUGGAAGUGAUGGGGACUAUGUUGGAGAUUUGAUGUGCUAUGAGCCGAAUGAUAACUCGAUGAUAUUGAUGUUCUCCUAUCCGAUCAAUUGCAAUGAUUGCGGGAAUCCACACGGCAAUUGGUACAUCGCUGCCGAUGACCCGAAGGAGACUGUUUUCCCGAAUUUUGUGUGUAAAGCACCAGCAUUUCAA
Messenger RNA from Mesorhabditis belari, 816 nucleotides. Lineage: Eukaryota; Metazoa; Nematoda; Chromadorea; Rhabditida; Rhabditidae. The record is from the annotation of a GenBank genome assembly.